AUCAGGGCAUUCCUAAACGAUAAGAAAAAAUAAUAGCCCUCAAUUUUUGCAAGAAGGGAGAGUUUUAAAGUGUGUCUGUUGUAGUAAUGGCCUCUACAUCUUUGCUGAACUCGGAGAAUCAGUGCAGCGUGGACUAAUGCCCUUGGGAGUGGCUAAACAACCCCAGCUCUCUCAGGCGCUCCUCAUAAGACUUGUUCUCCAGCCCCUUCACCAGCUUCGUUGUUCUUCUCUGGACACGCUCCAGAGCCUCAACAUCCUUCUUGUAGCGAGGGAGCCCCCGCCCGAGAUGGAACCCGAGCUCGGCGGGCGCCGCAGGCGGGGUCUCCCCGCUCGGGGGUUGCCAUGAAACCACAGCGCCCGGGGGCGGCGGCACCAGAGCCUCCUCGCCGCGCACCCGGGGCGGCCCCGGCACGGCCAGCGCAGGGAUCUUCAUUCAUGAGCUGUGGACCGGGGGGCUGUGAGAAGUGUGGGGCUACGUUGCUGCAGACCCCAAAACAUCUCAGGAACUGGGUUCAGCCCUUAAAUCGGCAAAGCGGUGCUGGGCUGUUCUAAGGUUUGGAGAGAACAGGCGCGGGUGCUGGAAGCCAGAAGUGGAAGUCGAGGUUCUGCAGAGUGCCCUGAGUCACUGGCACCACUAAUAGAUCCAAGAACUUGCACAUAAUCAAAUAAAAAUGAUAAAAUAGGAUGAGUUUACUGCUGUGGAUAAGUGAUCACCUGGGAAAAGAAAGAUGUCAAGUUAAGAGAGUUUGACUCCUAUAACACCCAAACUGAAGCGGAGCUCCCAUGGCCUAUGAUGAACCUGCUGGUCUCUCAGGCAUCUUCACGCGCCAGAACUCUGCCAGCACCAUCUCUCUGGACUUCGAGCCUGAUGCUGACUACAAGUUUGUCGAAACCUUAGAAGACAGGUACAAGUGCACCUACUGCCACCUCGUCCUUCGCAAUCCCCACCAGACAGGAUGUGGGCACCGGUUUUGUCAGCAGUGCAUUCUUUCUUUGAGAGAGUUGAAUGCGGUACUCACCUGUCCUGUCGACAAAGAAACAAUAAAAAUGCAUGAGGUAUUCAAAGACAACUGCUGUAAAAGAGAAGUUCUCAAUUUGUAUGUGUUCUGCAAAAACAUUCCUGACUGCAAUUCGAAAAUAAUUCUGGGACGAUAUCAGGAGCAUCUUCAGCAGUGUUUGUUUGAAAACGUGAAAUGCACUAAUGACGGAUGUUGUGAUCAAAUUCUUCGGAAAGACUUGAAAGAGCAUUUGAGCCAGCACUGUAAAUUUCGAGAAGAAAUGUGUCAGUACUGUAAUAAAUAUGUGGUGUUAAUUAACAUAAAGAAUCAUGAGGAAAAUGACUGUCCCAACUAUCCUGUGCCUUGUCUUCAAAACUGUUCACAAAUAGUUCUGAAAAAGGAGAUUGAAAAGCACCAUGCCGUGUGUCCUGAGGCAGAAGUGGACUGCCCAUAUAAGCAGUAUGGGUGUCUCGUAAAGGUCAAAAGAAGGAAACUUGCUGAACAUGAAAACAGUGCCCUGAGGGAACACAUGCUGCAGAUUUUAGACAAGAACUCCCAGCUAGAAGAACAGAUAUCAGACCUGUAUAAGAGCUUGGAAUGUAAAGAGAUUAAAAUCCAGCAGCUAGCAGAGGCCAUUAAAAAGUGUGAGAAAGAAUUCAGACAGUUUACACAACUAUUUGGUAAAAAUAGCAACUUGAUGGUGAGCACACAGGCUCUGGCCAGCCACCUGGAUAAGUCUGCACGCCUGGAAUCGCAAGUGAAGCAGCUAAUACAGAUGGCAAACCAGCAACAAAGCAAAUUAGACUUGCGACCCCUCUUUGAUACAAUUGAAAAUGUAAAACAGAAGAUUGCCUUGAUGGAGACAUAUGAUCAGCGCUUGGUUGUUUUGGAAGGCCAGUUUAACAAACAUGAUCUCCAGAUCAAUAUCCACAAAGCACAGCUCAAUAAAAAUGAAGAACGAUUUAAGCUUUUGGAAGGCACAUGCUACAAUGGGAAAUUAAUCUGGAAAAUCACAGACUACAAGAUGAAGAAAAAAGAAGCAGUGGAAGGCCGCGUCCUCUCCAUAUUCAGCCAGCCCUUUUACACCAGCCGCUGCGGGUACAGGUUAUGUGCAAGAGCCUACCUGAAUGGGGAUGGCUCAGGAAAGGGAACGCACAUCUCUUUCUACUUUGUAGUGAUGAGAGGGGAAUUUGACUCACUGCUGCUGUGGCCCUUCAAGCAAAAAGUUACACUUAUGCUUCUGGACCAAAGUGGGAAAAAAAAUCACAUCAUGGAAGUCUUUAGACCUGACCCCAAUAGCAGCAGUUUCAAAAGGCCAGAUGGAGAAAUGAAUAUUGCCUCUGGAUGUCCACGCUUUGUGCCACACACAAUCCUGGAAAACACAAAGAACACCUACAUCAGAGAUGACACUCUGUUUUUGAAAGUGGUUGUGGAUUUAACUGAUCUGGAGGAAUUGUGAAAAGAGUUCCCCGAUCAAUGUCACUUUUUUUACCAUUAAGAAAUGCUUUCUUGGUGACUACUAGCCAUGCAAUAGUGAAUUGCCAUUAAUCAAGCCACUGAUAAUGUUUCAAGGCUUUUGGACUGCAUAACAGAUAAUGAAUUGCCAAAGCAUCUCAGCCUUUCCUUUUUUAACCUUUUUUUCAAGACUGCAUUUCUAAGGAAGGCAGCUAGAAGUCUAGUGUGAUGCGAACAUGCAUUCAAUCCAGACUUGUCUCAGACCAGGCUGGAGGAAUGCUUGGCUCCCAUCACCAGAAUGGUGUUUACAGAUGAAACUCCUUCAGCAAGCCCUCUGGAGCCCAAGCAGGCCUGUGGGCUCCCAUCUCUCACACAGAAAUGAAGCCAUGCCAGAGUGUGCGGGUGUGUUUCACCUGUCUGAAAUGGAGAAGUUUCAGCAUUAGCACAUUUGAAUCAAUGCAUCUUGAUCUCUCCAUCUCCUGGAUUUGUGAAGCAGAAAGGAUGGCUUCAUUUGGGCAGGGAAAACAUUUAUCUGGGAUCUUGCAUCCUCUUUUUGUUUUAAUUGUUUUUUCCAGAAAGCGCAGAGGAAGAUGCCAAUGCCUCUUAAUUUUCUAGCUUAAUAUUUCAGAGUAUGCCCAGGUCACAAUAGCUUUCUUAUGUCCUUUUCUUUCCUGCCUAGUGCCUUGGGACUGAUUUCCAUUGGUGGUAAACAUCCACAGUCCCCAUCUGAAGUCAAAAGAGGUCACAGGCACUUCUCACCUCUCAGGACAUGGCUAGAAGCUCUUUGACUGCGCUGCUGGAAGAAGGGGAGCAAGGCUCCUAUACUUUUGCUCCUACAUCUGCACUAAAGAGAUGCUUUCUGGCUUACCAGCUCUACAGAAGGCAGGAAGAGCUUUGGAUAUCUGCUUGGGAAGAAGCCCACAUAACAUGCACUAUUCCCCUCUGCCAGAAAUGUGAUGUUUGGAAAAAAAGGGGGAAAUUAUUUAGGGAGUGAGGUUGCUGUAAGAACUCAAUUCUCCCAGUUAGUGCAGCUCUAGUGUUUGAUAAAGAGCAAAACAGCCACUGGGUAACAACUGCUGACUAUGAAGUAUGUCUCAAGAUCUUAAUUUUUAUUCCAAAUUCCUUCCAGGCUGGAAGGGAAGGUGUGCAUAAUGCAGGGUUUAUCAGAGACUCACCAAAACCAUCAAGAUCAGGCACUGAGGAACAAAGAAUACACGUGCCUUUUUAAAGCCUUUUGGGUGCCUGUAAGAGGGAUGUAAUUUUGCACACUCGGUCAUUUUGUUAUUACAAGUGACAGAAUUUUGUGUCUCUCAUCUCUCACAGAUUAAGUAGUGAACCACCACAUCAUUAUCCAUUGCUCCUGCACUCCACUGGCAGAGCAACCGUGGAACUUGUCAUGAGGCAGCAAGAAACCAAGCUAGGUUUACAGUAAGACUGUAAAACUAGGCAGGAUGAAAAUAAAAAUGGGGCACAGACAGCAAGGUAUAAGGUAGAAAAUUCAAGAGGGCAAAUGUGGCAAAAUCAAAAUUGCCCCUUCUUUGCAGGAUUUUGAUAUCAACUGAAACAAUAUGAUUUGAGGAUUGAUGCUAAGACAAACACAAAAUACCGUAUUUUGUAUCUGCAAUCUCAUUGCUAGGCAUUUAUGUUCCCACAUGGUUUCCAGGACAUAAAACAGACACAAAUAUUUUCAAAUUCAGAGGCAGAAGGGAAGAGACCUUAGUUAUCUGUACCUUAUGGUGAGUUAGUACACCUGAAAUUUUUGUUUUGAUCUUGAUGACCUUUUUGUUGUACAAUUUCAGGACGUACUGGGCCACUGUAGGGGCUUUCUGUGUUCCUAGGGACAGAUGGUGAGGGCCAGAUUUUAUUCUUUUAUAUGGCCACAACUGACUUUAAAAGUCAUUUUGGGUGUACAACAGAGAGAAUUUGGCUUCGGAUCCGUAACACUUUGUUACAGAAAGACCAAGCUUGGUUUGAAAAUGGUGUGGCAUUCUACAACAUCAAUCCUGAGUCUUGGACAUGGACUUUGUAUUGAUUAUUACUUUAAUAUUUGUCCUGUAACUUUCAGAGUGGCACAACUUGCAUAAUAACCACUGAUGGAAUUACACCACCCAUGUUUCCUGGGACUUUCCAGUACAUUGAGUGUAAAAUACAGAAAGUAAUAAAGGACUUGGAGAAUCAAAGGAGGCAGGAGGGAAAGGGUGCAGUCUAUAUCCUGGCACAUUCCCAGACCCCUCCACCUCCACCACCCCAAGCAUAAAAUGGGGAUAAUAAUACUUGCAGAAGUGUUAGGACUAUUUAAAUGUUUGUGAAGAAUUUUGAGCAUGAAAAGAGCUAAGUAUUAUUAAAACUCCAUUUGUAAUUGUUAGAGUAGGUGAUGGCAUAGUGACGUGGAUUAAGUGUUUAGUGUGUUCCUGGACAGAUUUUUAAAGCAUGUUCAGUUUUAGCCAGUCUGUACUAUAAUCUGUCCUCUAACUACCAGCCGGGUUUAGGUUUUUGCCACGAAUAUCCCUUUUAAAAUUUUGAAGCACAAAUGAUUCAUCCUGGAUGAUGGAAACAUCCCUUUUGAAAUACUGCCUGUUUUAUAAGGAAUCAGUUGAGAAAAUUAUUUUUUUUAAAGACAACCUUCUUUAAAUCGGUUCUUUUUAUUACAAUAGCUGAGACAUUUAUGUUAAAAUUUUCAGUGAUUUUUAUGACUUAUAAAUAGGAAUUCAAAUUUCAUUCCAUGCCUAAUAAAGAAAAAAUGUUGCAUAGCAUGAAUUGUAAGGAAGAAUUUUGAUGUUGCAUGAAAAACACCAAAAAACUUUUCAAUAAUAUUGUACUGGGUAAGUAACCAAAAGAAUGUAGGGUAUUUCUACAUCAGCAUAUGGUAUGUUUUUAAUGUAUUUAUUGACAGUUUGUAGUUGUUUGAAUAUCUCUUGAUACAUUACAGGCAUUUUUUUAGCCCAAUGCCAUCAAUGUAUACGUAAACUACUAGAAAAAUAAAUAAUUUUACCAUC
Molecule: messenger RNA, 5449 nt
Organism: Cuculus canorus (common cuckoo)
Lineage: Eukaryota; Metazoa; Chordata; Aves; Cuculiformes; Cuculidae
Gene: TRAF5
Product: TNF receptor associated factor 5
Exons: 15
Coding region: 784-2457 (557 amino acids)
Biological process (GO): tumor necrosis factor-mediated signaling pathway; protein K63-linked ubiquitination; positive regulation of JNK cascade
Cellular component (GO): plasma membrane signaling receptor complex
Molecular function (GO): zinc ion binding; tumor necrosis factor receptor binding; thioesterase binding
Source: RefSeq, a predicted model, not a curated record